UACGGUAUACUGUGUAACCACUUAUCUCUAUAUAUAACUGGAUGGGCGACUCAUAUAGAAAAGUCGCUUCCUGUGUAGUAUUAAUUGAAACACUGGUCGCCAUAUUUAAUAUUCUCAGAUGUACACUCCUGUCAUUGUGUGCGCACGUCCGUGUGAUUCGCGAGUUAGUGUUGGUGUUGUUUUUCUCCUGAUAUGUAAACUGGUUAAAAAAAAUUUAUUGAUAUAUUAAUAUAAGUUUAAAAAAAAGUGAAAAUGGUUUUGGUGUGUGUAUAUUGUGGCAAAAAAGAUGCUAAAGGUGUUUCUUUUCACAUAUUCCCGAUACGUCCUGAACUUCGUCAAAUUUGGAUAAAAAAUAUGAAUUUAGAUGAAAAUUUUGAAUUAACAUCAACUAGCAGGUUAUGUGGCGAUCACUUUGAUGAAAAAUGUUUCUCAAAAGCAACAAAUGAUAAAGAAAGAAUUCUUUUAGAAAGCAUACCAACAAUUUUUGAAAGUUAUUAUUUGAAGUGUAUUUCUUGCAAUAACGUUAAAAAAAUAGGAUGCCACGUAAAUUUUCGCAAAUUUCCGUUCAAAAAUGAAAAACUUUUAAAAACUUGGAUAAAAAAUAUUGGAUUAGAGAAUUUUUAUCCCAAUGAGAGAAGUCUCAUUUGUCAUGAACAUUUUGAGAAUAAUUGUUUUUAUAAACGAAAUACAAGUGGACAAAUAUUAAAGUCCAAUGCUAUACCAACAUUAUUUUUCCCAGAUAUCUUAAAAGAUGCAAAUCAAAAUGAAAUGUCAGGAGUAUCCACAAAAAAACGGUCAGGUGUAUUUGAAAAUAUAGAAAAUGUUAAGCGUUUUAAAUCAAGAGAAGAUGCUGAAAUUAAUUUAAUAGAAGAUAACGCUAUUGGACAGAUUGAAAUGACAGGAGUUUUGUCUAAUAAACAUUCAUGUUCAUUAAAAAACAUACAAAAUGCGAAAUAUUUUAAAUCAGAUUUGCAAUCGUCAGUUGAAUCGACAUCAACCCCGAGUAAACAAAAGACUCCUGAGAGACCAACAACUCCGCAACAAAUAACAAGUCUCAAUCAUGACCAUCAUUAUCAUUCUAGUCCCAAAUGCUUAACAAGGAAAUACAAUGGAAUGCGACAAAAGUUAGAAAAGAGCAGAACAACAGCAAAAAAACAGAAGCAGAUUAUCAAGCGUCUUCGGAAGAAAGUCUCCACUCUCAGCGACAUCCUAUUUCAGGUAUCUCCUACCGCAAUUAAUAUUUUUAAAGAAGAUUUUUAGACAGA
Leptopilina boulardi is the source of this 1265-nucleotide messenger RNA. RefSeq lists its product as uncharacterized. The transcript is spliced from 6 exons. The record is from RefSeq and is a predicted model, not a curated record. The coding region runs from base 253 to 1260 and encodes 335 amino acids. Gene Ontology annotation, molecular function: sequence-specific DNA binding. NCBI's taxonomy places the organism in Eukaryota, Metazoa, Arthropoda, Insecta, Hymenoptera, Figitidae.